Pyrus x bretschneideri (Chinese white pear) is the source of this 792-nucleotide messenger RNA. Its product is annotated as GSH-induced LITAF domain protein-like. Gene Ontology annotation, molecular function: zinc ion binding. The transcript has 3 exons. The record is from RefSeq and is a predicted model, not a curated record. NCBI's taxonomy places the organism in Eukaryota, Viridiplantae, Streptophyta, Magnoliopsida, Rosales, Rosaceae. The coding region runs from base 152 to 556 and encodes 134 amino acids.
GAUAGAGCCCAAGGACAUUCUAGUCACCACAAGAAAACCAAAUUUCCAUCUUCCCUCGAAUCGCUUCCAAUUCCGAUUCCAAUAUCCAGACCAGACCACUCACAAGAUCGCGGGAUUUCAUCGCACUCAUAAGUCACGAACAAAGGCAGAGAUGUCGAAGGUGGACGAACCGGUGAUGGGAGUUCCAGUCUACACGGUGCAGAAUCCGCACCAGGCCGGAAUGAUCCCGCCAAACGCCGUCUACGGCGACCCCAAGGGCGUCCCUCUCCACCAGACCUUUUACAGAGACACUCCCGCUCCCUUCAACUGCGCUUACUGUGGCGAUACCGGACUCACCCAAGUCAGAUCAAAGCCGAGUGUGGCAUCUGUGGUGGCUUGUAUGAUGCCUAUGAUGCUUGGAUGUUGCUUUCUUAUGCCUUCCUGUGACUGCCUCUGGCAUAAGUAUCAUUACUGUCCCAGUUGCCAAGAGAAGGUUGCUGAUUUUGAGAAGUCGGAUAUUUGCAUUGUUGCGGAUCCUCCACACUGGACAGAGCACAGCUUUGCACUGCCUGCAUGAUGAUCUGUAUUUCACACUUUGUAUGCGGCUUCUUCUCUGCUUCUUUGAACCCCGUAUACCUUUAAAGAUGUGUUAGUAGAUAAAUAUAGUUUUAAGAUGCUGCAUUGAACUACUAUUUGGCUAUGGCAUCUAUAUGGAGUUUGGAAAAAUGGUGGCUUGGCUUCAUAAUAAUGCAGUUUGACUGUAAUUUUUAAAUAUGUGCAAGCUUUUAAUAAAAUGCUUUUGCUAAUUUUGUA